AUGCCCGACGUUUACGAUUCUGAUGAUGCCUGCAAUGCUUCCCCUCGCCUCGAACCCACAAAAAUCGACUGCAGACCCCGCGCGACUCCCCCGCCUUUCUUACAAGAGCCGGACUCGCCGGGCAAGGCAAGUCCCGGGGGACGUGAUCAUAAGGAUCCUCGCCGGCGUCGCAAGAAAACCCAACCAGCACAUAGCGACCUACUAAUACUCAGCUCCUUAGCAACCCCGCAACUUGCCUACGAGCUUGGACAGAAAUCUUUACCAACGGAUUCUCUUUCCGAAUCCAGCAGCCCCGAUGACUACCGCGCUGUGGAUGAGAGGGGAAGGGCCCAGGAUAUAUCAAUGCCGGAUAUUAUUACGUCUAGCGCACGACAGACGGCCCAACAUGCCUUGGAUUUAAUUAUUGCAGAUGACACACCAGCAGAGCCCCAAAGAUCAGGCGCCAAGAUUGAAAGGACGUUUGGCGAGGAACUGCGGGCACCAUCGCGGCCGCCAAAUUUCCUGGAGCCCCAGGCGCCUCCCCAACAUCUACAGUGUCCCAUGGUUGCGUCUCCCAUGGAUAAAGAUAUUGCGAAAUGCCCUUUCGUCAAAAAGCUACCGAUAUCGAUACCGGAAUCGCACCCACGUUUGCGCGUAAACGAAUCAUUGGCAACUUCUCCUACGCUAAGAAAAUAUACGAUAUCCACGUCAGACUACGCUGCGGGGGAAACACUUCCCGCAUUACAGUCUCGGCCUGAGCCUACCUCCGCAAAACCUCCUGAAAACAGAGACCACGGCUCACAAUUUACCAGCAGUCCGAGCACUGGCUACCCAACACCAGUAGAGCUUGGGAAAAGCGGUUCCUACGACUCUCCCCCAAUUCACCCAAGCGGACAUACGUCAUCCAAUGGACCACUUAAUUCAUCCGGCUUCAAGUGCAAUUAUCCAGAUUGCAAAGCUGAGCCGUUUCAAACGCAAUACCUUCUCAACUCCCACGCCAAUGUACACUCACAAAACAGACCAUACUACUGCCCGGUUAAAGGCUGUCCGCGUGGUGAAGGUGGCAAGGGCUUCAAGCGCAAGAACGAAAUGAAGCGCCAUGGCCUUGUGCAUGACUCGCCGGGUUAUGUAUGCCCAUUCUGCCCAGAUCAACAGCACACCUAUCCGCGCCCGGAUAAUCUACAGAGACAUGUCCGGGUACACCAUGUAGAUAAGGACCGUGAAGACCCUGAACUAAGACAAGUCCUUGCUCAACGACCGGAAGGCGGUAUGCGGGGCAGACGACGACGCAACGGAGCUCAGUAA
Messenger RNA from Histoplasma mississippiense, 1284 nucleotides. RefSeq lists its product with no specific name. Bases 1 to 1284 code for a protein of 427 amino acids. The transcript has 4 exons. Lineage: Eukaryota; Fungi; Ascomycota; Eurotiomycetes; Onygenales; Ajellomycetaceae. Gene Ontology annotation, cellular component: nucleus. The record is from RefSeq and is a predicted model, not a curated record. Gene Ontology annotation, biological process: regulation of transcription by RNA polymerase II.